Acaulospora morrowiae is the source of this 727-nucleotide messenger RNA. Lineage: Eukaryota; Fungi; Glomeromycota; Glomeromycetes; Diversisporales; Acaulosporaceae. The record is from the annotation of a GenBank genome assembly.
AAGCCAAGGAUUGCUCUCUGGACAGUUACUGAGAAGCCAAGGAGCGCUCUCUGGACGCUAACUGAGAAGUCAAGGAACGCUCUCAGUGUUUCGCAGGCGGACGGUGACCGAGAAGUUAAGGAACGCUCUCUGGACGUUACUGAGAAGUCAAGGAACGCUCUCAGAACGGCAACUGAGAAGUCAAGGAACGCUCACAGCGUUUCGAACGCACUUAGCGUUUCGCAGGCGGACGGUGGUCGGAAGUUAAGGAACGCACUUAGCGUUUCGCAGGCGGACGGUCACGGGAAGUCAAGGAACACACUUAGCGUUUUGCAGGCGGACGGUCACGGGAAGUCAAGGAACGCACUUAGCGUUUCGCAGGCGGACGGUGGUCGGAAGUCAAGGAAUGCUCACAGCGUUUCGCAGGCGGACGGUCACGGGAAGUCAAGGAACGCACUUAGCGUUUCGCAGGCGGACGGUGGUCGAAAGUCAAGGAACGCUCACAGCGUUUCGCAGGCAGACGGUCACAGGAAGUCAAGGAACGCACUUAGCGCUUCGCAGGCGGACGGUGAUCGGAAGUCAAGGAACGCACUUAACAUUUCGCAGGCGGACGGUGAUCGGAAGUCAAGGAACGUACUUAGCGUUUCGCAGGCGGACGGUGAUCGGAAGUCAAGGAACGCACUUAGCGUUUCGCAGGUGGACGGUGAUCGGAAGUCAAGGAACGCACUUAGCGUUUCGCAGGCGGACG